CCUUGAACCACUAAAUGAUAAAGAUAUGGCAUAGUAAUAUUUAAAAGCUUCAGUGAUAAGACUAGUCAGAGAACUAGUUGAUGACGGUAAUGUUCACAAAUAUGUACUGGAUUAUUUUUAUUGCUUUGAUCGCACCAAUCUGCGAGAGUAUACAAAAGGAUACAAAAAAGUACGAUUUUGAGUUAGUUUACCAAUGGAAACUGUUACAAUUUAAGUUUGAAAGUGAAGCAGAACGAUCGGAAGCCCUUAAUAAUGGCAGCUAUAAAAUUAAUAAUAUUCGCCCCAUCGAUGCACAACCUACCUACAAUGAAAAGUCCAAAAAAGAGCGAAUUUUUAUAACAAUCCCAAGAACUGAGCUCACUGGAACCCCGGCCACUUUAGGCGUGGUUACCGAAGAAACUCGCGAUGGAAGUCCAAUAAUUGAGGCUUAUCCUUCACGGUCUUGGCAUGUGGAGUUGGAAAAGUGUAAUGAACAUCGAAUUGUGUCAGUUUUUAGAGUUUGGGCUGACGAAUGUGGGAGACUUUGGGUAAUGGACAACGCCAAAGUGGGCGAGGUUUUUCCUUGUACACCACAAAUUCUAGCUUUCGACUUGGAAACUGACACUCUGUUGUACAAAUAUGAGCUGCCAUAUGACCAAUACCAAAAUGUUUCAUUAUAUCUAACGCCAGUUGCAGAAAUUGAAAGUAUGAAGGAUAAUUGUAAAAAAACCUGGCUGUAUGUGUCUGAUUCUGAUGGUCCCAGGUUACUGGUAUAUAAUUUGGAAAAAAACGUUUCCUGGGCAAUUCAGGAUGAGAGCUUUAAGCCGGAUCCCAAUUACGAAAAUUAUACCAUUCAAGGUGACAGCAUCCAAGUGGCGGAUGGUAUUUUAUCAGUGGCCUUAAGCCCUAAAACUGAUCACCCUAAAGAGAGGAAACUGUUUUAUCAUUCAAUGUCAAACAUACGAGAAUCGUGGGUUUAUUUAAAAGAUCUGAAAAAUCCAGAAAACUUCAAAAAACCUUAUGGCUCCCCUCAGUUAUUUCAUACUUAUCCUACAACAAGAGAUCAACAGAGUCCGGUUGAAGCAAUUGAUAGUAAAGGACUGGUGUAUUUUGCACUAUUGAUUGAUGUACUUAUCGUUAAAUGGGAUCCAACCACAUCGUAUAAAAGGCAAAAUUUUAAAGUAAUUGCAGAUAAUAAAAAUACUAUGCAGUUUCCUACUGGCUUUAAGAUACCACCUCAUAAUCCUGAUGGUAAAGAUGUUUUAUGGGUAUUCCCAACAGCAUACCAGAAGUUUCAAAAAGAAUUAAAUGGAAGCGAGGUUAAUUUCAGGUUAUUCCGUGCCGAGUUAUAACUAAUUACAUUUUGAAUUAAAAAAUGUUAUCAAAUAAAGUAA
Anthonomus grandis grandis is the source of this 1373-nucleotide messenger RNA. RefSeq names its product major royal jelly protein 1-like. Bases 81 to 1331 code for a protein of 416 amino acids. Gene Ontology annotation, cellular component: extracellular region. The transcript is spliced from 8 exons. The record is from RefSeq and is a predicted model, not a curated record. Lineage: Eukaryota; Metazoa; Arthropoda; Insecta; Coleoptera; Curculionidae.